AUGACUGGAGAACUGAUUGGGCAGGUGGAGCGACUAGCGGAGCAGGCGGAGCAGGCGGACGGCGACGAUGGGAUAGAUACUAGCUCAAUCGAUGGAGUAGCAGCAGGCCGUAUAGCUGACCUGGGGGCUGCGCGAGACUGCUUUUGGGCUGGAGGACUCCUGGAAUUUGCCGAUGACGCGCCAAGGAUCCACCGAUUAAUGCAUAUAACAGAUUCCGUCGAUGUUUGCAUCCGCUACAUACCUCGGCUCGUCUGUCAUCACACUAACAAUCAUCCUCCUCAUCCCUCUACCCUAACAUCCCCUCAACACCUCCUACGCCAUCCUACUCAAUUGCCAAACAAGACCUAUCUCACCAAUCCCUUGACAUACUCUCUUGCCACUAUGGAAUCUUCUCCUUUGACCAUGUUCAAACUCCUCCUCCCCAAACUCCCCUUCAUAUGCAAAAUUGCUCUCCUGCACACACUCUCCCUAUCUGAAAAUGCCACAAAAUGGGAUCUCCGAACAGAACUCACAAUAGAAAUCGUCCGACAGAUGCUUGGCCCAACCGCAAAACAACAGAGCAUCACAAAACAACAAUGGCUCACGACAAAAGAUCCAGGUGUGAAAGGGAGAGUCUGGGUGAGUAAGGUCAAGUGCGAGGUUCCUGGUGAGGAUGAUUUACGCCAGAUAUUAUUUAAAGCGAUUGAGGAUAUGGGGGGUGAGAAUGAGGGUGGAUGUGGAAAGGAUAUGUAUACCCCGCCUGAUGCCGUGCCAUUGGAGGCGGAGUGGAAUGGGUAUAGAGGCGGAGUUUCUGAAAAUGAGCCUGAACCUGCAGGACUGUCGGAAAAAGAGAAGUAUGAGAAUUUGAUGAAAGAAGUGCAGUCUCGGGUCACGCUAUUGUACUUUCACGGUGGUGCUAUGUAUCUUCUGGAUCCAGCGACAUAUCGACCUGUGACGAGCAAAAUUGCGAAAGCGACCGGAGGACGCGUAUUCUCGGUGCGGUAUCGCUUGUCACCGCAGAAUCCGUUUCCAGCUGCGCUGCUGGAUGCACUGACGGCAUAUCUGUCGUUGCUGUAUCCACCACCAGGCACACCGCACAACCCCAUACCAGCAUCGGAGAUUAUUAUUGGUGGCGACUCUGCAGGCGGCUUGCUGGCAACCGCACUGCUCCAAACGAUCCUACAGAUCCACCGAACGAACCCCUCCAAAACCGUGAAAUUCAACGGCAAAGAUGUCGAGAUCCCGAUCCCAGCAGCCCUAGCCCUAACCUCCCCAUGGCUCGACGUAACCCGGUCCCUCCCGUCUAUCGAAUCCCUCCGGAAAUACGACUACCUCCCACCCCCGAGCCAAACCUACCACAUGAACUACCCGCCCUGUUCUGCAUGGCCCGUCGACCCUCCCCGCGCAGAUCUAUAUUGCGAAGGCUCUGCACUUUGCCAUCCGCUCGUCUCACCCCUCGCGGCAAAGGACUGGACGUCCUCCCCCCCCAUAUUCUUCUCCCUCGGGCAAGAAAUGCUGCGCGACGAAGACGCGGUCCUAGCCCGCCGCAUCUCCUUCCAAGGCGGCAAAAUCGUUUGGCGCGAGUUCGAAGCCAUGCCGCAUUGUUUUGCGAUGAUGCUCGAGAGUCUCGAGGCUUCUCGGUUGCAUUUCUUGGAGUUAGGCGCAUUUUGUAAAAUUGUGGUUGAGAAGCCACUGGAUGUGAGGGCAAGUGCGUGUCUUGUAACAGUGAAGAGUUUGGUGAUGAGGGAGGUUAACGUCGAGAGGUUGAUUGAGUUGACGGAUGGGGAGGUUAGUAUAAUGAUGAGGGAAGGGCGGGAGAGGCUGGAGAGGAGGGCCUAUGCUAUAGGGAGGGAGAACAAGGAGGUUGUAGACUGGCUGGCCACCCUUGCGCGUCCUCCGUACCUCACCCACUUCUUUGUUGACCUAUUCUAUCAAUACCCGCUCCAGAGUGUGGCAAUCACAAAGCAGAACCCCAGCAAUCAUUCUUCCGAUGACUUUAUUGUGUUCAAGGAUCAAGCCAAUGUCGUCUCACAAAGUGAACUCGUAUUUCAAUCCUGGAAUACGCCAGACACAUGCCCGGCUGCCACUAGGUUAUCAGAGAGAGAGCUUAAUCAGGUACUUGGAUCCGCAACCUCCGCAUUAGGGCACAACCUCGUACAGCAGCGCAUAGACGGCGUCAAGAUCCAUAUCUUUCCCAUGCCCUCUAUUCUGUCAAGAUGA
Messenger RNA from Lindgomyces ingoldianus, 2199 nucleotides. RefSeq lists its product as uncharacterized. The coding region runs from base 1 to 2199 and encodes 732 amino acids. The record is from RefSeq and is a predicted model, not a curated record. The transcript has 9 exons. Gene Ontology annotation, molecular function: hydrolase activity. Lineage: Eukaryota; Fungi; Ascomycota; Dothideomycetes; Pleosporales; Lindgomycetaceae.